Salvelinus fontinalis (brook trout) is the source of this 9848-nucleotide messenger RNA. Its product is annotated as POU domain, class 2, transcription factor 2-like. Gene Ontology annotation, cellular component: nucleus. The transcript is spliced from 15 exons. Gene Ontology annotation, molecular function: DNA-binding transcription factor activity, RNA polymerase II-specific; RNA polymerase II cis-regulatory region sequence-specific DNA binding. Lineage: Eukaryota; Metazoa; Chordata; Actinopteri; Salmoniformes; Salmonidae. The record is from RefSeq and is a predicted model, not a curated record. Bases 1080 to 3143 code for a protein of 687 amino acids. Gene Ontology annotation, biological process: regulation of transcription by RNA polymerase II.
CCUCAAUGUUGCGAGCAGCGGUGUCAGAGCGCUUUCAGACUGGAGGGAGUCGGACCGAACGAACUGGGGUUCCCAAAUAACGGGAACAUAGAGACAGACACACAGACGGAUGGCGGGACGGAGCCAAAGAAAACAUACCGCAUAACGGUUACCGUGUUUGUUUUUCGUUGAGCUUUCGUUUAGUAAAAAAAAAAAAAAGCAGGUUUAUACAUUUAUAUUUUAUUUAUCGAUUGAUUGCGUUUUAAUUACCGGCCUGUGAAAUAGAGAGGGGGAGGAGCAAAAGCCAGAUGGGGGUCCCUGUGUAGCCUUACUUAUUAUUUAAUUAUUUAAAUGUAUCAAAUAAUUUAAUUGUAGGCUAUAUUUUAUCAUAAUGCUGCUUUGUGUGCAUGUAUUCGUGAGCUGACCAUAACAAGACAGCUAAUAACCAAAUAUAAAGAACCCAAAAUAACAACUUCACACUGAACAGUUGGUAAGCUUUUCUAUUCCGACAAUACACCUGCUAUAACCGUAAGUAAAAAAAUAAUCGUUUUUAAUGAAAGUAAAACUGGAGAGAUAUUUAUUUAGAAGAUUAAACUAAAGCAAAACCGAUCGAGGAAAAGGAGGCCGCACACCUGUCUUGAUAAGCAAAACAUACGGAAAUACCUUCAAGAAUAUAAGAAAAUAAUAUUCGAUACAGUUGAUAUCUAGGAUGUUUUGUAGCUACAUACAGACCUAACUUUUACCGAUGAGAAAAUACCAGCGUUAGAGAGUCACACUACGUAUUCUGUCAAUGACUAUCAACAGAAGCCUAUUUUACAUAUAGCUGGCCUGGUGUCCCGACUGUCCGUCUGUGUGUUAUUCUCAAGUGAUGACCGUUGUCAGAUCUGUGUAUGGCCCAUAUAUCCAUAUCGAUAUGACAGAGGCACAAAACCAAAAAUGUGAAUGUAGCAUAGGCUAGAUACCAACUCAACCAAAUAUUCUUACUGCUGAACAUAUUUUGAAACGUCUACCUGGAAAGAAUAAGAAGAAAAGCAAAGAAGAACGGAAGACAAGCGCAAUUCGAAGAAAACUGCAAAUAAAAACCAAGACGACAGCGGAUCAUGUUUGUUCCCUUGCCGGUGCCGUUCGUCUUUCAGAGAACUGCUUCCGACUUCAGCGCCUGGCGUCUCAAGUCCCCGCUGGCUCUACGCUCCAGCUCCGAUAUCAGGAUGUCAAAACCAGCAGAGGAUGAGAAGCCUGGGGCAGACUUUCCAGGGGAGAGCACAGACUCCGAGAGGAACAGUCCUGAUGCCAAUGAUCAGGUUCAGCCAAUGAAAACGAGUCCCUUCAGUCUUUCUCCUACCUUGAGCAGCAUCAAGAGUAAAGGUGAGGCAGUACCUGAGAUGAUCUCCACCCAUGUGCCGCCUCCUUCCCAGCAGCAGGCGCCUCACCCUCACACACAACUCAUGUUGGCAGGGAGUCAGCUGGCAGGGCUGGCUGCCCUCUUGCCUGCGCAGCAGCAGCUGUUGCUUCAGCAGGCCCAGGCUCAGCUCCUGGCCGCUGCCGUGCAGCAGUCCAACGCGGCUCACGCUGCUCAUGCCGCCCACGCAGCCGCCCAAGCCAAUCAGCAGCAGCAGCAACAACAGCUGACCAAACAGGAGCAAGCCCCGCCCCAGCUCACCCUCUCUCAGCCUAUCCAGCUCACCGCCCAGGAUAUCCAGCAGCUGUUGCAGCUGCAGCAGUUAGUCCUGAUGCCUGGCCACCACCUGCAGUCUCCUCAGUUCCUCCUGCCUCAGGCCCAGGGACAACAGGGGCAGCAGGGUAAGUGGGACCUACUAAGUUUGCUCUCGACACCUAAUUUAAUUCCGCUACCUCAGCAUCAGCAAAGCCAGGGGAGUCUUCUAACUACUCCACCCAGGCUGGGACUGCAAGCACAGCGUCGCCAUGGUGACGGCCUCUCAUCAUUACAGAGGGACAAGAGCGGGGACUGCGGGGUGACCUCCGGAGCCUCGGCAGCCCCCAUGACCCCGGUGACCUCUGGCCCUCACGGCGAGGAGCCCAGUGACCUGGAGGAGCUGGAGCAGUUCGCCCGCACCUUCAAACAGAGACGCAUCAAACUGGGCUUCACACAGGGUGACGUAGGCAUGGCGAUGGGGAAACUGUAUGGGAAUGACUUCAGCCAGACCACCAUCUCUCGCUUCGAGGCCCUAAACCUGAGCUUUAAGAACAUGUGCAAGCUCAAGCCUCUGCUUGAGAAGUGGCUAAACGACGCAGAGACCAUGGCGAUAGACAGCAUGCUUCCCAGCCCAAACUCUCUCUCCUCCCCCAUGAUGGGAUUUGAGGGCAUGCCGGGGCGCCGCAGGAAGAAACGCACCAGCAUUGAGACCAACGUCCGCGUGGCCUUAGAGCGCAACUUCAUCUUGAACCAGAAGCCUAACUCAGAGGAGAUUCUCCUGAUGGGCCAGCAGCUCAACAUGGAGAAGGAGGUGAUUCGGGUCUGGUUCUGCAACCGGCGCCAGAAAGAGAAGCGCAUCAACCCUUGCAGUGCCACCCCUCCCCUGCCCAGCCAGCCCCCCUCCAUGAUGCACAAACCCCCCUGCUACAGCCCGCACAUGGUGUCCAGUCAGGGGCUGCACCAGGCUGCCACCAGCCUCAGCACAACAGUGACCAGUCCAUUACCCUUGGUGACCUGCCCUCUGACCCCCUGUGGCUCUGCAGCCACCAGCUCCACCCCCUCCUCUAGGACUCCGCCUCCACACAGCACAGCAAGCCCCGCUCCUCCCACCCUCAGUACCCACAGCCUGAACGCUGGGAACACAAUGAUGGGAGUAAGCACAGGGAUGAACCAGGCUCUCGUCAGCAGCAAUCACCUGGCCACAAUGCAAGCUCUGGCUGCCAGUGGUGGGCAGCUGCCCAUUUCCAGUCUUGAGGCCGGAGGUCAGAUGAUCCUGGGCGGGGCUGGGGUUCGCCCCUCCCUAUUCCUCAACCGCCACACCCUCCUGCCUAUGGCGUCCCACCAAGCCGGGGUGGGUUUGGUCGGCGGUCUCAGGGGAGCCUCUCCACCCCCAGGUGCCAGCGGCAUGGACGUCGACUCCUGCUCCGCCUCUCCCUGCUCCAGCCCCGCAUCCUUCGGCUCGUUCAGCGAAGCCUCACCGCCGCCGCUUGGCGGGGCCAUGGCCGAGUGACGACGACACAACCCAAAGGAUCCAAUCGGAAGGAGGAGGAGGAGUUUUAGUUGAGCUUUACAGAAACACCUCACCUUUCAACCAAAGCCAUCUCUCUCUCCCUCCAUUUGUCGCCUCCGCUCUCUCCCGGAGUCUUUCAAAGCCAAAAAAAAUACACAGAUUGAAAGAGGAAGAAGAGAGCGAGGAAGAAUGGAGAGGAGGAGAGAACAGGUGAACGGUGGAGAUUUAAACCAAAAAAUAUAUAUAUCUAUACAGUUGGAGAGGUGGCAUUGUGGCACGCAGUGAAUGCUAAUGUACAUUUACUCCUUUCUCUGGAAAAGAACAAAUGAGCUGAAAAACCUGAUGAAAAAGAGGGCAGGGAUGAGAACUGAACUAAGACAGAGAGAGAUGGCAAGGACAGGAAAAGAAGGAAAGAAAGAAAUACUUUCAACAAGCUUCAGCAGAUGGAUGGAAAGAAAACCAAAUAAAGAAAACCUACAGGGGAAAAACACAGAAAGACAAAAAUGACAAACAUGCCAAAAUCUCCAAAACCGAAAUACCAAAACACUGAAACCAAAAAAACGGAGAGAAAAGCUUUACUUAAAAGACUUAUGAUUCUGAUCUGUCCUGGAUCAGCACAUCAACCACACUUAACAAGGCCAAAAACAUGUAUCAUUUCAUCAUAAUAUAUUAUUUUAAAGUUUUGUUUUCAACACUUUUUCAACACUUUUACAACACUUAUUUUUUGUAUUUGAUAUGAUUUGAGCUUUGGGUUAUGUCAUACCAAAUGAUUUGAUAUAGAUAUCUUAGUAGUGUCAGUCCUCCCACAUAUCUCUACCUACCUCUCUAGUGGCUCUACAGUUUCAACCUAGUUACAGUAUUAAACUGUGUUGUGGAUUUAGCAGUCACCUCAGACUAAUAACAAUUAGUAACUUUCCAACUUAUUUUGUGGUUUAUUUUCUUAUUUCUUAUUUUUCUAAUGAUCAUCGUAAUUAUCAUCAUCACCAUUAGGGUUAUUAUCUUCAAUAUUUGUUUAAUAUGAUGAGAUAUUUUUAUUUAACUAUGCAGGUCAGUUAAGAACAACAUCUUAUUUACAAUGACGUCCUACCCCGACCAAACCCGGAUGACGCUUGGCCAAUUGUGCGCCGCCCUAUGGGACUCCCAAUAACGGCCGGUUGUGAUACAGCCUGGAUAUUAUUGCCUCCUUUGUUUCAUAACUUAUUUUAUAUAGUGGAGUCAAAAAUUAUUGACACCCUUGAUAAAGAUGAGCAAUAAUGACUCUAUAAAAUAAAUUAUUAAAAUACUGGGCUAUAUUGUAUGCAAAAAAAAUGGGAAAUUAUAUUAUGUUAUAUGAAUAAUUGCUCAGAGAAAGAGAUUCUGUUUAACUAGCAAUACAACAUUUUUUUUUUUUUAAAGAUAGGGGUCAAAAUUAUUGUCACCCCUGUUUUCAAUACUCCAGCAUCCUCCCCUUGUGAUGAUAAGGACACUGAGCCUUUUUCUAAAAUGUUUUAUGAUAUUGGAGAACACGUUGGGAGGGAUCUUUGACCAUUUCUCCAUACAGAAUCUCUCCAGAUCCUUGAUAUCCUUUGUCUGCGCUUAUGGACUUCCAUCUUCAAUUCAAACCACAUGUUUUCAAUGGUGUUCAAGUCUGGAGACUGAGAUGGCCAUAGCAAAAUGUUGAUGUGUGGUCAAUUAACCAUUUCUUUAUGGAUUUCGAUUAGUGGUUGGGGUUAUUGUCUUGCUGGAAUAGUCCCAUAACAUCAAUGAUCCACCACCCUAUAUUACCGUAUGAGGAACUUUUUCACCACUGGUGUGCGUGGCCAAAGAGAUCCAUUUUCAUGUAAUCUGAACAUAGAGCUCUUUGGCCAAGCACACCAGUGGUGGGUUUGGUGUUGAAAAACCGAAGCAUAUGCAUAAAAGUACCUCAUACCAAUGGUAAAAUAUGGUGGUGGAUCUUUGAUGUUAUGGGGCUAUUUUGCAUCCAGUGGUCUUGGGGCCCUUGUUUUAAGGUCAAUGGCAUCAUGAACUUUCCCCAGUACCAGGGCAUUUUAACCGAAAACCCGGUUGCCUCUGUGGAACUGAGUGUGGAACUUCCAGCAAGACAAUAACCCCAAGCACUAAUCAAAAUACACAUAGAAAUGGUUAAUUCACCACAAAAUUAACAUUUUGCAAUGGCCAUCAGUCUCCGGACUUGAAUCCCAUUGAAAACCUGUUGUUUGAAGGCUCAGUGCAGUUAUCCUCGCAAGGGAAGGGUGCUAGAGUAUUAAAAACAAUAAUUCUGAACAAUAAUUCAAUAAUUCUGACCACUAAUUCUGACCACUUUUUUGUUGUUGAUUUUCUUGUAUUACUUGUUAAAAAAUAUAUAUUUCUCUGAGCAAUUGUAUUAGUGUAAAAUAACAUAAUUUCUCCAGGUUAAAAAAAACGAACAAUAUAGCUCAGUAUUUUUAUAAUUUAUUUUAUACCGUUUUUUUUAUCACCUUUAUCAAGGGUGCCAAUAAUGAUGGACCUGACUGUAUAUGAACACCAAAAUGUACUCUACUGCCUGUUGCUUCAAGCACACAUACAUACACACACACACACACACACACACACACACACACACACACACACACACACACACACACACACACACACACACACACACACACACACACACACACCAGACUACACUAAAAUGUAUCGAGAUGUUGAACCAAAAUAAUCCUUUAUGCCUUUCAUUAUAGUUGUUUGCCUGUUUUUUUAAAAUACACUACCGUUCAAAAGUUUGGGGUCACUUAGAAAUGUCCUUGUUUUUGAAAGAAAAGCACAUUUUUGUCUAUUACAAUAACAUCAAAUUGAUCAGAAAUACAGUGGAGACAUUGUUAAUGUUGUAAAUUACUAAUUGUAGCUGGAAACGGCGGAUUUUUAAUGGAAUAUCUACAUAGGCGUACAGAGGCCCAUUAUCAGCAACCAUCACUCCAGUGUUCCAAUGGCACGUUGUGUUAGCUAAUCCAAGUUUAUCAUUUUAAAAGGCUGAUUGAUCAUUAGAAAACCCUUUUGCAAUUAUGUUAGCACUGCUGAAAACUGUUGUUUUGAUUUAAGAAGCAAUAAAACUGUCCUUCUUUAGACUAGUUGAGUAUCUGGCGUAUCGGCAUUUGUGGGUUCGAUUACAGACUCAAAAUGGCCAGAAACAAAGCACUUUCUUCUGAAACUCACCAGUCUAUUUUUGUUCUGAGAAAUGAAGGCUAUUCCAUGCGAGAAAUUGCCAAGAAACUGAAGAUUUAGUAUAACGCUGUAUACUACUGUGUACUACUAUUUCUGAUCAAUUUGAUGUUAAUUUAAUGGAUAAAUAAUUCGCCUUUCUUUCAAAAACAAGGACAUUUCUAAGUGACCUCAAACUUUUGAAUGGUAGUGUAUAUAAUUUCCAUAUAAUUCCACCAACUUCAUAUCAUUCACUUCCAGUCAGUCACUCUUGGAUACCAAAGCAUUGUUUCUCCCAGCCGGAAGAGCCGGGAAACAAGUGUUCAGACAGAAACCUCAGCAGUGUCAAAAACCAAACACCCAAUAACAGGACGACUCCACACCAAAAAAAAGUGACAGCGUCCCUCCCAACCCCCUGCCCUCCAUCCCUUCUGUCCCUCUCCUUUGCCUCGAAAGAUGGGGUGAAAGGGCCAAAAAAAGAAGAGAAGAAAACAAAAAGACUACACAGAGAAGUCAAAGGCAAAAACAGGAUCUGUUGGAAACUGCAGGGGAAAACCGAGGAGAAAGCUGGAACGGAGGACCCAAACCAAAAAAUAACCUAACCAAAACCUCCGUAUGAGCAACUAAACUGAACAGAUAAGAAACCAAAAACCAAAUACAACACGUUGUAGACAAAGAGGAGGAAGAGGAGGAGGAAGAGAGAGGGAGGGGUCAAGCCCUGUCUGUAUGUCGGAGACAGAGGCCUUCCCUCUCACUCUCUCCUCCCUCCUCCAUUUGUGACCUCCUUUGUUCACCCUUUUCCUGGACGGAAUAGCUAAUGACCUCGCUGAACUGAAUUAACAAAUAUAUAUUUUUUGCUUUUCAUGGUCUGUCUGUCGAUUGCUGUAUGACUUUGUCUCAUUGCUUUCUACUUGACGGGGUGAUUUAUUGCCUAUUUUCAUAUCUUGUCUGGGUUCUUUUUUGUUGUUGUGCUUUUUUCAUUAGGUGGUUGGAAAUAAUACUGUGAAAAUGUAGCUUCCAAAUUUUUCUUUGAUCAAGAAUGUCGUGAAAAAGCCAAAACUGAAUACCAAAAGCGAAACUUUUUGACACACAGACAUACCAAAUACCAACCAAACCAAUGCACAAUUGUCAGAGAGGAACAGUUGGAUAACUGUGUUUGUGCUAGGUUUUCUGGAUAGAUAUAUAGAAAGACUGGUAGAGCAAGAAAGGUGCUGUGCGAGCGUGUGCAUUCAGGCAUGCUUCCAUACAUGAUUGAGCGUAUACCUGUGUGUGAGAUAUGGAUGGUGUGUAUGUGACAGGAGAGGAAAAGUGAGAUCGAAUGAGUGUGUGGAAAGAGUUAUUCUCUUGCAUAUUAACCAACCCAUAAAGAUUCAGUACACACUGUUCUGUCUAGUGUACCACAGAAUAGUGUUUGAUAAAGGCAUGGAACGUCACACGUGAAAUGAGGCAUACUUGGGCACAUAUAGGCAGAUAUUAAAGGCAACCAAUGAUAAUAUUGUGGGGAGGGGCGGGUGGAAAUCAACUGAAAACCAGUUGACAGACACUUUUAGAGGGGAUUUAUCUGUUAGUGCUUCAAUAGAUUUUGUAGGAAAAAAUAUAUAUGUUCUACUGCUUAUUUAUUGCUAAUGUAUAAAAGGCUGUGAAAUGAUCCUUUAUACAAAUGUUGAUGAUAAUAAUGACUUGAUUUUAGACCAAAAGCUUUAAACUAUCUCUCUGGGGAUCUUUGUUUGAAGAUGUGUAUUUAUUCAUGUUCGGGGGAGGAUACAUUUCUUUGCAAAUGAUUUGUACGUUAUGAACUCUCACCUGUUUAUUUAUUGAUUCAUUCAUUUAUGUAAUUUAUUUGUUAUAUUUCUGGAUUGGGACCUUUGAGGUUCUAUUUUGGAGAGAGGUGAUCUUGAGAUUAAGACAAGAAGACAAAAUGCUUUAAAACACAAAGAAAAAGGCGGAGCUUUAAAACAAAAACUGAAACCAAAUGUAAAGACUGUGGGUGUCAUCUCAGAGCCCAUGUCAACUGAUUAAAGCCCUAACCUAACGGAGAGUAAGAGAGGGAGAGGGAGAGGGAGAGGGAGAGAGAGAGACUAUCAAACUGAUCCAUGAAAUGAGUACAUUUUAGAGUUAUAGUGGCCCCUGAAAUUUCUCCUUUCGCUUUUCUGCUUACACCUGUGAGUGCCAAUAGGAGUUCAGACACGUCUAGAUGCCUCUAGAUGUUCACACUUUCUCUCUCUCUCUCUCUCGCUGUCUGGUCCCGUCUUUCAUUUCAAGGUGAGGGCGACGUCAUAUAUACCUCAUAUUCUUUGAUGAAAAACCAAAUAGACAGAAGCUUUAAUAAGACAUGUGACCAUGGUCGUCUUGGCUCAGGAGAGGGGUACAAGAACUGGCCUGGCUAUUGAGUUUGAUGAACAAGCCUUUAGAACACUUUUUUUUUAAACAGUUCAAAAAAACAACCGUUUGUAAGCAGUUUCCUCUGUUUUAUAGGUCACUCCUCAGAAGUAGAUGCACCACUCCUCUCUCCUUCAGUGGGUCUUUGAUUUCUGUUGACAAUGCUGUGAGGGUAUUGGAGGUGUUUAUGGCAAUGUUUCUUCUGAGAAGGUGUGUGUGGGAUAUUAACAUGAUGCUAAUACUGUACAGUAUGUGUGCCUGUGUAGGGCUCUCCUGUGGUGGACCGAGAAUGAUACCAAAGUCAAACCACACAGUGAGACCACACACACAAAACGCACACACACACACAGCUAAUCCAUUUGUAUAUAAACAUUCAGGAGUCUUCAUAAAGACUGUAAAUGCUACAUAAUGGUGUUUAUUACCCUUCAUUGAUAUCAAAAGACAUACUACUGUCUUCAAGAGCACUUAAUGCUAUGAAGCAAUGCGCCUUGAAUUGUGACCAUUUUAUACUGUAGUUAUAAGUGGCUAUGAAUGUUUGUUUUAUGUGCUUAUUAAGAAUAUCCUCAAUUUAUAGGUCUCCAUGAACUAAGAUAUUUCUUUGGCCUUGAGAACAUAAAUAUGUCUGAACGUCACAUCAAAUCAAAUUGGAUAUAGUAAAAGAGAGAACAAACAGUCAAUUUGGCCCUUAUUCUUUGUUUAUUUUUUAAACAUAUUUUUUUCUACAAUACAGCUUAAAUCCAAAGGUAAUUUCAUUAGUACGGCAAAGAAAGAUUUUACUAAUGAAAACCUCAAUAGUGAAAACCAAAGAACUCCACCAACCUUUUUUAUUUUACACAUAAAAAAUUGCCAUUUUUCUUUUUGAUGGUAAAAACUCAAAAAGUUCUCUUUAAUACAAUGUUUGAUGAUGAUGAUAACUAUGAUGAUGCUGAUGAUAACUAAAACACUGCUCUCUAACUUUGUAUCUGAUCUGUUAUGACCCAUUUCAUUUCUGUUUGUGAGUAACCUGCUUUUACCUCAAGUCUCUCUCUGAGUUAGUAACCCGUUUUUUGAUUUUGUUCCCAACUGUUAACCUGUCCCUUACUCAUCGCUAUGGGUGUGCCUGUUGUUUGGGGGGAGGGGGACAAAUGAAACAGUAAGUGUUAGGAAUAAAGUGCGAAUUUAGACCAA